This is a messenger RNA of Oncorhynchus tshawytscha (Chinook salmon), 2631 nucleotides long. RefSeq names its product dynein axonemal intermediate chain 4 (gene dnai4). Gene Ontology annotation, cellular component: axonemal dynein complex. Gene Ontology annotation, biological process: cilium movement. NCBI's taxonomy places the organism in Eukaryota, Metazoa, Chordata, Actinopteri, Salmoniformes, Salmonidae. Bases 148 to 2544 code for a protein of 798 amino acids. The transcript has 17 exons. The record is from RefSeq and is a predicted model, not a curated record. Gene Ontology annotation, molecular function: dynein light chain binding; dynein heavy chain binding.
UUGCUAUAGUAAUAUGAAACAAUAAACUGUGAAACGUGAAGUUAGUUAGCUAGCUUUCUUGCUGCCUCGAAUAUAUAACGAAGUCAAAAACCGAUUAGUAAACACCAAUAUUGCCUUUGUACUAACGACGACAUAAGACCACCAAAAAUGUCCACCACCAGAGCAAAACCGAAGAAACCCACUCUGAAAGUUACACCAUCUUCCCGGGUAUUGAAUGUCUCAACAUCAGGCGUACUCCGGGUCAACCACAGCUCAACAUAUGCUCGGAGUAUCAAUGCCUCAGUGAGCCGGAAAAGUUUCAGUUUGGCUGCUGACAGUAAAAUCUUGGAUAAAAGCUCUGUUCAAACACCAAAACACACAGUUCAGGUCUUUGAUGAAAAUGGCAAGGACGUCACCCCACAGCCUCUCUACCAGCCGGACCCUGCAGCAGUGAUGUCGAAACACAGUAAGAUCUUUGCCAGUGACACCUCUGGUGGCACCAUGUCAGACUUCUACUCUACGGCAUACCAGACAACAACCAACGCUAGCUUCGCUGGGCCCUUUACCAGGUCAGUGUUUGGAAGCAGCACAGUGUCCAGAGGGAGCCAGUCCACGAUGGAGUCGAUGAAUGAAGAGAUUGAGGACCCAUCCUCCAAAAGGGACAUCUCCAUCAGUCUCUCAGAUGUCCAGGUGAGGAGGGAAGAGGUGAAAGAGUUGAUAAAGGAGGAGAUGUUGGACGACGUGGUGGAUCGGUACCUCAUCGAGUCAGAGACCCUCUGGCUACUGCACAUGCCAGCCGUCUCUGUGUCUGUGGACUCUGAGGAAGCUGUAUCUGUCAAAGAGAGAAACAAUCUGUACAUGGAGCUGUGUAAGAACAGAAUGGGGAAUGAUAAGUACGUGGAGCGAUCCAUGCAAACGUUCAACGGAGCACCCAAGACCAAGGAGGUCCAGAGUGAGGCCAUCACCAUGGUGGAUGCAGCCACCACAGCCACCACCUGGGAUAUGUAUGACUCAUUCCGCAGCGCAGGGCUGGGGGAGGCUGCCCUGUCUCCAGACACAGACAAGGCCAGCGUCCCUGAGAUUGUCUCCAAUCACAGACUGGACCCCACCAGAGCCCCCGAGAGAACCAUGUCUGUCAUCAGCACCACUAGCAUAGCGAGUGCCUCUAGCUCACGGAUCGAGAUGGAGCCUUUCGUGGUUCCGUCUGAAGAUGAACCGGACCCGGAACUGGUUCUGCAGUCAGAGAAGUUCCAGCAGGAUCUGUUCGUGAUGGAAAGGAUCAUUCUGGAGAACAUCUACCAGCCGAAGCUGGCUGCAUACAGACAGCUCCCCACAUUGGAAGAUCCUGACAGUGUGCCCAAGGUUGUGCCCACGGUGGUGAGCAGGAGAGAGGAGAGUUCCCUGGAUGAGGAGAGCACUCUGACCCCUGCCCUGGAGCGCCUCUGGUCCUUCAGCUGUGAGCUGACUUCAGGACACAACGUCAGCAGUAUGGCCUGGAACAAGAGGAACCCAGACCUUCUUGCAGUGGGGUAUGGACAGUUUGAUUUCAAAGACCAGAAAUCAGGCCUGAUCUGCUGCUGGUCUCUGAAGAACCCCACGUGGCCUGAGAGGGUCUUUACCUGUGAGAGUGGAGUGACUACUUUGGACUUUUCGGCAAGCAAUGCCAGCCAGCUAGCAGUGGGGAUGCAUGAUGGCAGCAUAGCCACCUACAAUGUCGAGAGCAGAGAGAAGACACCCGUCAUUGACAGCAGUGACUGUGCCCACAAGCACACAAGCCCUGUGUGGCAGGUAAGGUGGAUCGACCAUGAGAGGGGUGCCUCAGGGGAGGACAAGGGAGAGACACUCAUCUCUGUGUCUGCAGACGGCAGGAUCAGCAAGUGGUUCCUGCGGAAAGGCCUCGACUGCAUAGACCUGAUGAAGCUGAAGAGGACGAGGAAUGAGAAAGCCAAGAAGCAGGUUGGAGACAAAGAGAAGAAGAGCGAGGCACUCAUAUCACGGCAGGCACCGGGGCUCUGUUUUGACUUCCAUCCCACGGACUCCAACAUCUACCUUGCUGGUACAGAGGAGGGCCACAUCCACAAGUGUUCCUGUUCCUAUAACGAACAGUUCCUGGAGACCUACAUAGCACACAAAGGCCCUCUGUACCGGAUCACAUGGUCUCCGUUCUGCUCAGAUGUCUUCCUGAGCUGCUCCUCUGAUUGGACGAUCCAGCUGUGGCGGCAGGACCUGUUCACUCCCGUGCUGGGCUUCACCUCGACCCAGAGUGCCGUCUAUGAUGUCAUGUGGUCCCCCAAGUGGGCCACCGUGUUUGGGGCCGUCAACGAGGGACGUGUGGAGAUCUGGGACCUGGGAGCCAGCAUCCUGGACCCCACCAUAGUGAGCCUGGCCAGUCCCGGGGUGAAGCUGACCUCCCUGCUGUUUGCUACUGAGACAGACUGUAUCCUAGUGGGGGACAGUGACGGGCAGGUCGGCGUCUACCAGCUCAAGAACCUCACCGUAGGAGAGGGAACACAGGUGGCUGCGUUAGAGGACAUCAUCGGCUCCACCCUGGCCAGUCAGCUGUGAGCGGGACAGACCCAGCCGUGGGUGGGGGGGACACACCGGAACUAUGUAUCCCCUAAAGCCUGCCUCAUCCACUAUGUCAUCAUCAGC